CCUAGUACUAUUUAUUGACGCAAAGCCUAACACCGCAAUAAAACUAAGCAAACAUACAGAAAAUAUCUCACUUUUUCGGCAAGUCUCUAAAGAUAACCAAAGGUACAUAAAAGGUGAUUCGUUCGUCCCCAGUAUUUUAGAAUGAAAGGCGACUGGAGACAGAAAAGAUGUGGCUAAAGGCGCUUAUUCUACUGCUUUUGAUCCGAUACUUGGCGGCCACAUGCAAUGUGUGUCAAAGUGCCAGCAAUGUCGCUUGCCACAGUGAAACCACCUUUUCCAUCUGCUAUGACGGAGAGCCAUCAUAUGAUCUCUUGCCAUGUCCAAAGGGUUUUUAUUGCACAGAUGGCUUUUACACUUGCUAUCAAAAUGCUGAUCCAGUUUGCAAAUCAGAGGAGGACAGUACCACCACCGAGAUCCAGACAACGACAACCACUGCCAUCCCAACUACCACGACAACCACUGCUAUUCCAACUACCACGGCAUCCACUGCUAUCCCAACUUCUUCGACUGAAGCUCCGUGGAAUGCCGAUGAUAUCUGCCAGCAAUACACUAAACAGACCUUUUUCGAAAACGUAGAUGAUCCCACCUGCACCACUUUUAUAACCUGUUCAGUUGAUAGCGACAGCGGAACCCAUUCCACAAAAGUCACGUCAUGCAAGACUAAUCAGUAUUUCAGCACAAGCUUGAAUGUUUGUACCGCCACCAAGCCGGAUGGAUGCGUGGAGGCGACAACCACUGUGGCCACAACUACCCCAACCGCCAGCACCGUGAGCACAACAACGGCUAUUACCACCACAGCGGAACCCUGGAGUGCUGAGGCAACCUGCUCGACUGUCACUAAGAACACUUUGUUUCAAAACCAAGACGAUCCGACCUGCACUACGUAUCUAUAUUGUUAUGUUAACAAUGGAUCUGCAACAAUAGCUUUGAUAAAGAACUGUAAGGCCAACCAAUACUAUGAUGUUACCUUGAAAACAUGCACCGAUACCAAGCCGGACUAUUGCACUUAAUUUUGGUGUUCCAACAAAAGUAAUCGUUCCUUAUCAUAUUUAUUGAUAGCAAUAAAAGA
Molecule: messenger RNA, 1069 nt
Organism: Drosophila erecta
Lineage: Eukaryota; Metazoa; Arthropoda; Insecta; Diptera; Drosophilidae
Product: cell wall protein DAN4
Exons: 5
Coding region: 168-1010 (280 amino acids)
Cellular component (GO): extracellular region
Molecular function (GO): chitin binding
Source: RefSeq, a predicted model, not a curated record